Molecule: messenger RNA, 840 nt
Organism: Rhodotorula toruloides NP11
Lineage: Eukaryota; Fungi; Basidiomycota; Microbotryomycetes; Sporidiobolales; Sporidiobolaceae
Exons: 3
Coding region: 1-840 (279 amino acids)
Source: RefSeq, a predicted model, not a curated record
AUGGCUCCGGUACUCCCGCUCGAACUCCAGCUCCUCAUCCUCGAGCUCGCCUUGCCGCCGCCCAUCCGCCGCAACCGCGACGAGCGCGUCCGACUCGGCAAGGCCUUCUCGCUCGCGACGGAGCGACUCGAGGCAAAGUGCGCGGGAGCUCUCCCUUUCGAAACUCUCGUCAUCGCGUUCGAGCCGUUUGACGAGUGUCAACUGAGCGAAAGCCCGUCAUAUGCCGACUACGAGCUCGGCCUGCGGAUCUCGUCCGGGGACGCUUAUGCCGUUCGCACAGGUUUACAGCGGCUGUUCAUCCUUGACCUCAGCGACUUCGGCAGCGAGAUCCGACAACUCUCUCAUUACCUAUUGCCCGCCCAACUGCGGUAUCUCGGCCUCAACAGCGUCUUACUCUCUAAGAACUGGGACUUCAACCACUUCGCACGGCUGGAGACGCUCAUCUUCGACCAAGUGGAUUACUACACGCCCUGCCUGCCCCGGUGGGUUAGCCAACUCAAGAGUUUGCCGCUUCGCGCGCUCUGUUGCAAAGUCUUCUUCCCCGCCCUCGAUUUCCGCCAUCUUGCCGACUUCGCUUCCCUAAAGCACUUUGCACUCGUCUUGAGCCGCUUGGGAUGUGUCUCCAACGGCCCAGCCGACGACUCCGCCCUCGUCCUGCCUUGCGGCUUACAAACCUUCACCUUCUGCGGAGCGCGCGGCACAACUUCGAAGGCAGACGACGACCUCCUGAACAGCGUGUGUCAGCAGAACGGGACCAGGUUUCUGCGCCAGGAGGAUGUGGUGGGACAGGAGAUCUUCGAUUGGGAUCCGGAGGAAUGGGCGUACUCCAUCGGCGCCUAA